AUGUCCUUCCCUGCGCAGGGUCGCCAGCCCGUUCGGCCUGCGCGCUCGACUUUCCGCAUGCCCGGCCGCGCCGCACCAUCACCCCCCGUCGGCGUCGAACCUGCGUCGGCGCGCAUACCACACCUUCCUCUCCAGCUUGGCCCGUUACCCAACCCUCCACUGCAGAGACACCCGACCGUGCCGGCGCGGGCGUCUGCGUCUACCAAGGGGCACGUGGCGCGCUCUUCGCUGUCCAACACCACGCCCACCUACACUCCGCACUACGUUUCAUCAUAUCUCUCGUCGCAGCUCUCUGCGCAGCAACUCAAUCAGCUCGCGGCGCAGCAGCUCAGCACGCAACAGUCCAAUGCGCAGACUCUCAUCGUCCACCCUCCGCGCCAUCGUUCGCUCAGCAUACAGAGCUAUCACGCGCUCAUGCCCGAACACGCCGCCGUGACCGACCUCGCCGUGCCCGAGGAGGACGAGACCGACCUCCCGUACAGUAGAGGCGGAGGCGAGCUCGCCGUCCGGGCCGACCACACUGGGCGCCGGUGCAGUGUCAUUGCCAUCACUCCAAGCGUUGGGCGUAAGGCCAAGUGUCACUACGACCCGUUUGCGCGCCGCCACACCCUCAUGCAGACGACAAGCCUGGCGGACAUGGACGGCGAUUCGGUGCUCUCAAGUUAUUCGUCGGGCGGGGCAAGCGGCGUCUUCGUGCGCUCCGAGGGCUCGCACUGGACCGUCGUCGACGAGGGGAGCGUGCGCUCGUUGAGCAGCGCUAGAAUCGGACAGCUUGUUUAG
This is a messenger RNA of Cutaneotrichosporon cavernicola, 780 nucleotides long. RefSeq lists its product as uncharacterized. The transcript has 2 exons. Lineage: Eukaryota; Fungi; Basidiomycota; Tremellomycetes; Trichosporonales; Trichosporonaceae. Bases 1 to 780 code for a protein of 259 amino acids. The record is from RefSeq and is a predicted model, not a curated record.